Molecule: messenger RNA, 2042 nt
Organism: Pocillopora damicornis (cauliflower coral)
Lineage: Eukaryota; Metazoa; Cnidaria; Anthozoa; Scleractinia; Pocilloporidae
Biological process (GO): regulation of apoptotic process
Molecular function (GO): protein binding
Source: RefSeq, a predicted model, not a curated record
UGAAAAUAGGUUACCCAGUGCCGACCACAGGGUGAUCACGCGAUCGCCGAUCGAAAAGCAAGCAGCCACCAUGUUUCUCAGUCCAUUUCAGAUACUUCUGAACGAACUAAAUCAUGAAUUGAACGAGAAAAAUCUACAAUGUUUAAUACACAUUUGUGGAGAUCGCAUUCCAGGUGCUCAAAAGGAGCAAAUCAGCAGUGGAUGGGAAUUAUUCAGCAUUCUACGCCAACAAAACCUAAUCGGCUGCGAACCGGAAAAGAUCCGUCACUUGCUCGAGAUUAUCCAAGCAUUGAGGCCGAAAAGGAAAGAUUUAGUCCACAAAAUCAAGCAGUAUAUUCAAACACAUUAUGAGAGUGCAGAGGCAAUUUUGAAAGAUUUCGAAUCAAGUUCCGAUAGCCAUCGACCACUGCAAUUUCCGCCAUAUGGAACUCUGAGCAGACCGACCACUCCAGUGGAACAAGAAGACUGCUGUCGCUUGCAUUGUUGCGGCUGCAUUUGCAAUUACAAUCCAUCCUGUGAUCCAUGUCUCUGCUGUGGGAUUCUAGCGGUAUUAUUCUCCAUUCUGACCCUUUUCUGUAUACUGGCUUGGUACGUUGAAGUUCCUGAGGUUACGAAAUAUUUGAAAAAAAACGAGGAUUUAAGAAACAGCGGUCCCUAUGUUAUUGCUUGUUUUGGACUGUUAGUUGUUUGUAGCUUUGGAAGUAUACUGUACAUCAAGCGAAUUUGCAAUUCAAGGAAUGGAAAUACCUACUCAGUGCUCCCACAUAACUGCUACCAGGAGACAACGAGUACUCGAGCCACUUAUGCUUCAUCGGAGUGUGAAUCCGCAACUUCGCCACGACGGAUAGAUUUUACUAGACGAUGUUCCUGCAGUUCCGGCCAUUUGACACAGUAUACAGUGUCCAGUUCUCUAGCUUCCAGAACCUCAGCCCGCCUUCCACAGAUUGCAAACCAAGCUGAUACGGUUACAGAUGGUCCGCAGCCAGACCAUGUGUUUUUCAGUCAAGAUGUAGCUCUUGAAGAAGGCGAGUCGGAAGAGAUGUAAAGAUGUAUUUGCGCUGCCAUAAUGUCUUACUUGAUUGCUGAAUGUUCACAGCGCUGUUUUCUCAGGGAUCAUGUAACGCUCGAAACGAGUCGUGACAGAGUUGUGCGAAACAAGUGAAAAAGCGGGCAUCGACGGGUGCGAAGGUUCUAAGGCUUUGUUACUUUCUUUUCAUCUCAGCCCUCGCUGUGCCUGACAGUUUAUUAGAGCGCCUUACGUAGUUUCCUGUGACAGACCUGUUGUGAACAUUCUAAACUCACUCUUGCGUCUGCUUUAUUUUUAUACGUUAAGGAAAUUUUCGUGUGAAUUUAAGUACGUGGUGUGAUAUUUGUAACCACAGACAGUGUUGCUUCAGGACUGAUGGCCUACUGCACCAAACCGCCUAAGGAAGAAAAGGAAGAAAAAGAUCGGCAUAAUGCCAUCCACGAUUCCACUUUUCCAUACCCAAUACACCUCGCGCUCCCUUACCAACGCGCUGGGGACGAGGCAGCAAUUACCAUCAUCCCGCGGGCAAGGCUUACUAUUUUAAAAGCCACUGAUCAUUUUAAAAUAAAUUUGACCCUCGUGUUUCUCAGGCUGCGGCUUGUUCAAGUUAAAUUUGACUUUCCCCUUGACUUGAGUGUCUGGUGUUAACAGGAGAAUUCUUAGACUUGUAAAAAUGUUCAUAAUAUCGUCUAAGUAUUGGUUACAUUAUAAGCCUGUACUAGGAUUUUUUCGCUAGAUUUAGGAUCGGACGUUUAAUCCCCGUAAACCCAAUGCUAUGGUGUAAAGAGUGAUCCUCUAUGACCGGUUGCGUAAACGGAUUCCACAAAAUUUCUUAAGGGAAAGAUGCUACACAUUUCCUUGUAAAUUAGUUGGGAGAAUUGAUGUUAGAUCACGACGAUAACUUUUUAACUGAUAAGUUUGAGUAUUCUCAUUAACUGUUUCCCAGAUAACGCUUGUGCAUUAUGGGGAGUAACAUGUUAGUAGCAUGUUGCUCACUUCUGGGAGUGAAAGGGUU